Mycena citricolor is the source of this 2727-nucleotide messenger RNA. The record is from the annotation of a GenBank genome assembly. Lineage: Eukaryota; Fungi; Basidiomycota; Agaricomycetes; Agaricales; Mycenaceae.
AUGCCGCCAAAAUCAGCAUCUAAGCCAGUCACAGGCCCAUCUCUUGAUCUCAUGGCUCGAAUCCACCAUCUGGAGUCACUCAUUGCUGGAUUACCCGAAUCACUCCCCGAGAACCUCUCUGAAUCCUCCUACCAGUUCUCCUUCGACGAGGAGAAGCUUGCAGAUCGCGGCUACUUUGGAGAAGUCAGCCAUGUAAUUGAAGUGUCAUUCCAGACUCACACGCUUGAGCGUGGUGCUCCAAUUCCAUUCCCGCAACGAGGGCCAAGCUUGCAGCCACUGGUUCCUCUGCUGAAAACGGCAAUCAAAUUCAUGACUGCAAAUGAACGGGAGAGCUUCCGGACUGCAUGGUUAGAGCGGUUGAUUGCAGGAGCAGUGAAGAGUGGGGCAAAGAUCGAACCGCGGAAGAAAGCUGUUGGGGAUAAACGUGCAGUUGAGCAGAGAGACGAAGUCGACGAGAUUAUACUUCUUGAAGGACCUGCAAAGAAGAAAGUACAAAAGAAUACCAAUCCAUUCUCUCUGGCAGCCACUCGAGCAAAGGCCCAUCCUCCCGUCCCUCAGUUCCUCAAGGAUGCUGUGGAAGUGAGAGACGAGGCUUCAAAACAACCUCGGGCCACACUGGAAAGCUUCAGUUUUAAGCCUGGAGCGACAGCCGAAGAUACCGCUCAAUAUUGGGCAAAAGUGAAUGCCGAUUCGAGGAUGAAAAGAAGGGAACAAGCAGAGGCAGAUGAGAAAGCAGAGGAAGAGAGGGUGGAGCGCGUACGGGAACAGAAUCGAGCUCGUAAACGUGCACAGAGGGAACGUGAAAAGGAAAAGAAAGCAGCAGCAAAGGCGGCUGCGGCUCUGAAUAUCAGCGAGGUUCUCAUGCAGACCCCAAGCAGCGACGCACCUCUGGAAAUCUCCAGUGUCCCUGAGGUCUCCCGUGCGGCCACAAAUGAGUGGAAGGUGGUUCGAAACGGAACAAAGCGUGGUGUCGUCAAGAAUCAAGUGUCGAAGCGUGUGUUUUGGCAGCACCCCUUCCUCUGGAUUCUCAUCGUGCAGGCGGUUCGCAUCAGCUUUUGGUCUGCAGAGGGAGCUGCAAAGUAUCUGCGCACCAAGUAUCCCACCCUUUUCGAUGCACCAGGGAACACCAUCCAUCGGGGAACCAUCUAUCGAUGGAUUGUGAAAGGCGAGAAGCGCUUCACGGAUGCUGUGCUGGCAAGGGUGAAGGCUGAGCGGACGCUGGCAGGCAGUGGGCGCGUUGGAGUCUUGACACCGUAUCCGCAUGUCGUGGAGAAGAUGGUGGAGACACUCAAGGGUGUGCGAAUUGCCGGUUGUGCCGUAAAUGUUCCCAUUGCACGCGGAAUCAUGAUGGCGAUUAUCACCGACUUGGUGCCGGAGAUCUGGGAGACAAAGUUCUCAUGCUCGGAACGAUUUGUACGGUCUUUCCUGGAGAGCACACUCGACUGGACCACUCGGGCAGCUACGCGAGCUGCAAAACAUAUCCCGGACAAUGCAUCGGAGCUGUGCGAGAGAACUUUCUUCCGCCUUGUUCACGCGAUAGAGACGGAGCACAUUCCAGCGAAGCUCAUCAUCAACUACGAUCAAACCGGAAUGUACCUGCUGCCUAACAACAGUCAGACAUUUGAGCAGCGUGGAUCGAAGCAAGUCUCUGUUGUGGCAAAGGAUGAGAAACGCGCGUAUACACUGGGCAUUGCAACGGCCGCCGAUGGCUCUAUACUUCCUCUGGAACAGGUCUGGAGUGGUUCGACCGAUCGCUCGCUCCCGAAAGCAACAGCUGACGGAUUUGCGGAAGCCAAAAGUCGUGGCUUUCAUCUCACAUUUGCUGCCAGCGACAAGCGCACGAGCCACUUCAGUACUGUCAAGACAAUGAAAGAGCUUUUUGAACGUAUCUUCCAAGUCUAUGCCAACAACAUUAUCAAGGACGAUCCCGAUCUUGAUGACGACCAGAAAUGGAUCAUCUACUAUGAUAUCUACCCAGUUCACACGUCGAAAGAACUGCGUGAGUGGAUAUACAGCACGCUUCCCAACAUCAUCCUCGUCUUUGUUCCCGGAAACUGUACUGGGCUGCUCCAGCCCCAGGAUGUUGGCAUACAGCGUGUUGCAAAGCACAAGCUGCGCCAGGGCCUGAUGAGCUUCCUUGUUCAAUGCUAUCAGGCUCAAACCAGUACCGGUAUCCGACCAGAGGAUGUGAAGUUCUCCUCGUCAAUGCCUGUGCUUCGCGAUGCAUCCAUUCGGCCAUGCGUGGAUCUCUAUGACUGGUUAAAGACCUCCGAAGGCCGAGACCUCAUCAAGCAGGCGUGGGCAAAAUGUGUUGUCCCUGACAAGACAUAUGAUUUGUCGUACGAGACACUGACAAGUCGUGCUUCCCGGAAGGCGCUUCGCGAGUAUCUCAAGACCGACCGCAUACUUGCUGACGAGAUUAAGGCCAGAUGUGGAGCCAUUGAUCUGCCGGACCUGCCAGCUGAUAUUACAACGACCAAGGAAGUAGACGAGGCCGAUCUGGAUCGCGAUGCCGAAGGCGAAGGACUUGUGGAUGACUCGGCAUUGUCUACCGAGGCCGUAAUUGCUCACAUCUUCUCAAAGGACACAGCGGAGAAGGCUGAUGGGCAUGCUGUUCGAUCUGUGCUGACUCCGACAAUAGACGAGGAGGACGUUUGGGCCUAUAACAAUGCAGGGGAGAAAUGGAGUGUUAUUGGACCACCCAUGGAGGACGAGACUGGUCAGUAA